Microthlaspi erraticum is the source of this 1077-nucleotide messenger RNA. Lineage: Eukaryota; Viridiplantae; Streptophyta; Magnoliopsida; Brassicales; Brassicaceae. The record is from the annotation of a GenBank genome assembly.
AUGAGUUCGAAUCCUGAUGGUCGAACCGAAAGUUCGCAAAUUGAAUCUCUUGAAGGAGCUGAUACUAGUUUAACAGCUAAAUCUGAUGGUAUCAAAUUCCGUCUCGUUUCAUAUAACAUAUUAGCUCAGGUUUAUGUGAAGAGCUCCCUUUUACCACACUCUCCUCCUGCUUGUCUCAAAUGGAAAGCUCGUUCACAUGCAAUUCUCAGCGUUCUCAGAAAUCUCGAGGCUGAUUUCUUCUGUCUGCAGGAAGUAGAUGAGUACGAUAGUUAUUACAGGGAAAACAUGAAGUCUCUAGGCUAUUCUGGGAUUUAUGUACAGAGAACCGGACAGAGGAAGCGUGAUGGUUGUGCAAUCUUCUACAAGCCAAGCUGUGCAGAGUUGGUCGCCAAAGAUCGCAUCGAGUAUAAUGAUCUUGUGGACUCAAUAAAGGCAGAUAGUGUUUCCUGCAGCAGCGAACAGAAGAUUGAGACAUCCAACGAAGCAAAAGAUUCUCGAAAAGACAGUCGUGACCUUAAUGAUCCAAUAGUGAGACUGAAACGUGACUGUGUUGGCAUAAUGGCUGCUUUUAAGAUCAACAAGCCGUUUCAUCACAUCGUUAUCGUGGCAAACACACAUCUUUACUGGGACCCUGAGUUAGCUGAUGUCAAGCUUGCUCAAGCCAAGUAUCUACUGUCACGACUAGCUAAGUUCAAGACGCUAAUAUCAGAAGAAUUCGAGUGCACGCCUUCCUUGUUACUAGCUGGUGACUUCAAUUCAAUUCCUGGGGAUAAGGUGUAUAACUACCUUGUAUCGGGUAAUGCGAAGCCCGCAGAGAACACAGAAGAAGAGAAAGCUCCAGUUCCUAUGUGUAGUGUCUAUGAAGUGGCAAGAGGAGAGCCUAAGUUCACAAACUGCACUCCUGGCUUCACAAACACACUUGACUACAUCUUCUUCUCUCCUUCAGACUUUAUCAAACCUGUGAGUAUCCUACAGCUACCUGACCCGGAAUCUCCAGAUGUUGAGGGUUUCUUACCGAAUAAUCAUCACCCGAGUGAUCAUUUACCGAUAGGAGCUGAGUUUGAGAUCCGUCGGUAG